GACCACAUGCAGGACUUCAGCGACCCAGUGUGGAACCGCCUGUGGUACAUUCAGUGCAGUGACUCCAAAGCCUGCCAGUCUCACAUGAACAUUGCAGCGGCCUGGAGGAGAGGGUACACUGGGAAGGGUGUGGUGGUGUCUGUCCUAGAUGAUGGCAUCGAGAGAGAGCAUCCGGAUCUGAAGCCAAAUUAUGAUCCUUUUGCCAGCUUUGAUGUGAACGGACAAGACCAAGAUCGUUCUUCUACCAGUGCUGUUAACAACCAUGGGACUCAGUGCGCAGGGGUGGUUGCUGCAGCUGCAAAUAGCUCUCGGUGCACCGUUGGAGUUUCUUUCCACGCACGCAUAGGCGGCAUCCGAAUGCUGGAUGGAGAUGUAACAGACAUUGUGGAGGCCCAGUCGCUUAGCUUCAGUUCAGGGUAUAUUGAUGUUUACUUAGCCGGCUGGGGCCCAAAAGAUGACGGGGCCACUCUGGAUGGACCUGGACCUCUGACUCGUCUUGUUUUACAGAACAGCGUUCAAACAGGCCGGCAAGGGAGGGGCUCCAUCUUUGUUUGGCCGUCAGGAAACGGAGGGGAAAGAGGUGACUACUGCUCCUGUGACGGCUACAGCAACAGUAUUUACACUAUCUCUAUCAGCAGCAGCACUCAGCAUGGAAGCCAGCCAGAUUACCUGGAGCCGUGCCCCUCCACGCUGGCAACGGCGUACGGCGGAUGGGACAGAGAGGAGAUGGUGACCGUGGGUCCACAGCAGAGCUGCAGCACGGCCCAGUCAGGGACUUCCCUCGCCGCCUCUGUAGCUGCCGGUGUCAUUGCUCUCACCUUGGAAGCCAACCCCUUGCUAACCUGGAGGGAUUUGCAGCACAUUAUUGUCCGUACAUCAAAAGCUCAUCAUCUCAGUGCUCCUGACUGGCGUGUAAAUGGAGCCGGAUACAAAGUGAGCCACCUGUACGGCUUUGGCCUGCUGGAUGCUGAGAGCAUGGUGAAGGAGGCAGAGCGCUGGAAACAAGUCCCCUCACAGCAUGAAUGUGCGGAGGAGGCUGCCAUCCAGCUGAGCAGGCUUAUUCAUCCGGGCUCAGUGCUAAUGUCUGUGCAUGAGACUACAGGCUGCUCCAGCAAGGCCCCGCAGCACGUCGCUUAUGUGGAGCACGUCGUGGUCCGGGUUAACAUAAGCCACGGUCGCCGUGGUGAUCUCUCCAUCACCCUCACGUCACCUUUGGGCACCACGUCGCAGCUGCUGGCAAACAGGCCUCUUGACAACUCCACCGAGGGAUUUCAGAACUGGGAAUUCAUGACAGCUCACUGCUGGGGGGAGCAAGCAGCGGGGGAAUGGACUUUGAAAAUCCAGGAUACUCCCUCUCAGAAGAAAGACGGCUCCAAACUAGGGGUGCUGGAGAAGUGGUCCCUGGUGAUUUAUGGCACAGCGGAGCGCCCGUAUCCUGCGCACCGCGAGCGAGCCAGAUCAGCUGAGAUUCCGACGGAUAGCGAAGAAUACAGCGGACCCUGCGACCCAGAAUGCAAUGAUGAUGGCUGUGAGGGGCCAGGCCCGCAGCAGUGUGUCACAUGCUUGCACUUUUUUCUCAAGUUCAAGAACAACACAAGGUUGUGCGUAUCAGGAUGUCCCAGGGGAUUCUGGGGUGACCGUCGGCGUUGUAAGAGGUGCUACGCCUCCUGUGAGAGCUGCACUGGAAGUCGGAGUGACCAGUGCACUUCCUGUCAGCCUGGCCAUCACCUGACUGAGGGGACCAAUACCUGCACAGCGAUCUGUGGGGAAAACUACUACCUCGACCACGAUGCAAACAUGUGCAGAAAGUGCAGUGAAAACUGCUUGAAGUGCACCUCCUACAGCAUCUGCACAGAAUGCAAACCACACACAAGUCUACAGGGGAACCGGUGCCAGCGGAGCUGCGCAGCCGGAUUCUACCAUGACCCGCAGGAAGUCACGUGCAAGCCUUGUCACCAGGCCUGCGCUACCUGUGCAGGUGCAGGUGUUGAGGCGUGCAACACUUGUGCAGAAGGCUACUUGAUGGAGGAGUGGAGGUGCGUGUCCUCCUGCAGUGCUGGCUUCUACGCCACAGAACCAAACCCAGAGAUAGCUGAUGGGCACAGGAUAUGUAGGAGGUGUGACGCCAGCUGUCUCACCUGUGUGGGGCCGAGCCGAUGGAACUGCAGCAGCUGUUCCAGCGGUCACAGCCUGCAGAGGGGAGCAUGUGCUGCUGACACCGAGUGCACGGACGGAGAGUACCAGGACAGUAACGGGGAGUGCCACGCGUGCCACGCAACGUGCCUGAAGUGCACAGGGCCGCAAAGCNUUGAUGUUGCCUGCUGCAGGGCUCUGGAUGAGGGCCGCUGUGUGGUGGGAUGCGCCAGUGGGAAGUACCAGUCGGGUGGCCGGUGUCACCUGUGCGACCACACCUGUGCCACGUGUGUGGACGCGGGGCCAGCCAACUGCACGAGCUGUGACACCGAUAAGUUUAAGGUGGAGCGUUACCUCUAUAAAGGCAUGUGUCUGGACGCCUGUCCUGAGGCUUUCUACCACACCAAGCAGAGGACCUGCGAGCCCUGUGUAGACCACUGCCGACUCUGCACAGGCCCCAACCACUGCCUGAAGUGUAACGCCUCCUACUAUGUCUCUGAUGGAUCCUGUGUUAAGCUGGAGUGUGGGGAAGGUGAGGUGGAAGACCCAGAUUAUGACGACUGCAUGGCCUGCGAGCAAGGCUGCAAGAAGUGUGUCCUGUAUAACCCCAGGCAUUGUCUGUCCUGCAUUGAGGGCUUUUACAAUUUCCAGGAUGGCUGCUACAAAAACUGCCCGGCUAAGACGUACAGCGUAGAAGAAGAAAUGACCUGCAUCCCGUGUGACGACAACUGCGUGAGCUGCGAUGAACACGAGUGCUACUGGUGUGAGAGCGACCUCUUCUUAUUAGAGGGGAAGUGCGUUUCAGAAUGUCCGGAUGGUUUCUACGGCGAUGAAGACUCCAAUAACUGCGAGGAGUGUCACUCGGACUGUGUGACAUGUAGCGGCCCCGAGGACGAGGACUGUCUGUUGUGUGAGGAGGGAAAGGCGCUAGAAAAUGGAGAGUGUGUGUCUGACCAUGAGGUCUGUCCCAUUAAGACCUUUCUCAGCGAUGGGGAGUGCGAGGACUGCCACCCAUCCUGUGAGUCCUGCGCUGGACCGGAGAAGAACCAAUGUACAAAAUGUGCAAAAGGGCGAUUUUUGACCACGCAGCAAACAUGUGUGUUAAAGUGUCCGGGGGGCUUCAUUGCCAGUCAGCUGAGCGGUGUGUGCGAGGCGUGCCCUGCAGGUUGUUUGCAGUGUGUGGACGCUCAGCACUGCAUCCGCUGCCAGAGUGCUCGCAAAGCUCAGUUGUUCCUACAGGAUGGGCAGUGUGUUCAAGAGUGUGUGAGGGGCUUUCCUGCAGGCCAGGUUUGUCAUAGCUGUGCACCUGGCUGUGCAUCUUGUGCGAGGAAUGCUACCCACUGCCUCAGCUGUGAAGAACCUCUUCUCCUACACAAGCACCAGUGUGUAGACAAGUGUCCUCCAGCACACACUGUGCAGGAGAGAGAAUGCCAACCCUGCCCCUCAGCCUGCCAGGAGUGCGACCCACUCGGCGUUUGCACAGGCUGUGAGGAGUAUCACUUUCUCCACGAGGGCCUGUGCAUGCUGGACUGUCCGGAGAGGUUCUUUGAGGACAAAGAGCAAGGGAGGUGUUUGCAGUGCCACCUGGACUGCGCUUUGUGCGACGGGCCAAACAGCAACGACUGUGACGCCUGCACGGACGCAGAGGCCACCCUGCACAACGGGGCGUGUCUUGGAGCGUGUCCCUCCCAUACCUUUAUGGAUGGUAUAACAGGAGACUGUAAAGACUGCAAUACAUCAUGUCUCACGUGCUUUGGACCUCAUGCUAGCUCCUGCACCAGCUGCAGAGAGGGUCAGAUGCUGGAUGGUAACAGCCAGUGCAUUCCAUCAGCCAGUAAGUGCUCGCCUCACCAGUACAUAGACCAGCACGGGGAAUGCCAUCCGUGUCACAAAUACUGCUACAGGUGUUCGGGUCCUGGCAAAACCCACUGCCUGAGCUGCAACCCAAGACAUCUCCUGCUCAAUGGCACCUGUGUGGAUCAAUGCCCAACAGGCUACUACGAGCAGGAGUCUGGGCAGAAAUGCGAACCCUGCCACGCUUCUUGUAAGUCCUGUGUUGGAAAGCACAACCACGAGUGCCUCACAUGUAAAGCCCACCUAUUUCGAGAGGGCAAAGAAUGCGUGGAGACCUGCCAGCACAGUCACUAUGGAAACACUGCCUCAAGAAUGUGUGAAAAGUGUGACCCCAGUUGUGGUGAGUGUAUUGGCGAUGAGGAGAACGGCUGCCUGAGCUGCGCUCCGGGCCUCAUUUAUUUGCGGAAACAAGGCCGUUGUCUCGCCUCAUGCCCUCAAGGAUACUACCAUGACACUGUGCACAGGACCUGCGAGCACUGCCAUGCCAGCUGCAGAACCUGCUCAGGAAAACUUCCCGAGUCCUGUGACUCCUGCUACCCUGGUUACCUGCUGUCAUAUGGCAGGUGUGAGUCCAUAUGCGAUAAAGGCCAGCAUCCCAUAAUAAAGGGUUCAAGCCACUCGUGUGAAGACUGUGAUAGUUCCUGCCUGGAGUGUCGGGGACCCGGUCCGUCCAACUGCACAGUGUGUUCUGCUCAGGCUAUUUUAGAGGCUGGAGGGCGCUGUCUACUUUGUUGCCACCACGAAGAUGAAGAGGAAGACACCAAAACCCAGCAGCAAGACUGUUGUAACUGCACAGAGACACGGGGUGAGUGCAUUCUCAGCACCAACUUGGCAUUCAGGAAUGAGGAGGAAGAGGAGGCCAGAGGUAACCUGACAGUCUUCAUUAUAGCCUGCGUCCUGCUGGUGCUGGUUCUGGUCACCGUCGUCAUCCUUAUCAGACAUUCCCGCUUGAAAAACGUGCGCUCAGACAUCCCUCCCCGUGGCUAUGAAAAGCUGGGCUCCGGUGGGGGAUACGGAGGCGGCUACAGCUCUGCUUCUUCUUACAGCGGCAGAGCCGGCUCCUCUGGCGGCCGAUUUCAGGAGUCCCAGCUGGUCGACCUCAGUGAACGUCGCUCAGGGAAUAAGGAUGAUGACAAUGAUGACGACGAUGAUGAAGAUGAGGACAUUGUUUACAUGGGCCAGGAUGGCACAGUGUACAGGAAGUUCCGAUACGGACAGCUGGGAGAGGACAACGAGGACGAGCUGGAGUACGACGAUGAAAGCUACACGUUCCGGUGAACGUGAUGCUUUCCAUCUCAUAAGAUUUCUUUUGCAAUUCUUUCCUUCUUCGUUUCUUCCCCAGUGCUGUUUGUCUCCCCCUUCCCCCGAGGGACAGAGUCAUUUAUCCUUUACUGAAUGAGCCUGACCAAAUGAAACAUGAGAUGCUGUUCAUAAUGAGCUCUGUUUUUAUAACUGCAUUCACACAAUGAAAUGUGUUGCAUUUAAAAACAGUAAAAUGUAUUUAAUACUCCCAAACUUCCUUUUUUUUAAAAUAAAAUUAACAAAAUUAAGCUUUAUUCGCCACACCCGGUUUGUAGCACGAAGAUUUCUGCGUAUCUUUAACAUUUCAUCGUGGCAGUUUACUUGUUGUGAUGGUUUCAUUGAUCAUAUUACCAUGUAUAAUUGUGUUGGAUUGGGGUUUAAAAUUUGAUUAAUCACCCUGUUUAUGUUUGUUUUUCUCUUUUACCCAUGUGCUUAUUGUUGUUGAUAUUUAAUUUGAGUAUGUGUUAUCCUGGUUAUUCUGUUCAAAUAAAG
Molecule: messenger RNA, 5781 nt
Organism: Pundamilia nyererei
Lineage: Eukaryota; Metazoa; Chordata; Actinopteri; Cichliformes; Cichlidae
Gene: pcsk5a
Product: proprotein convertase subtilisin/kexin type 5a
Exons: 35
Coding region: 7-5265 (1752 amino acids)
Biological process (GO): peptide hormone processing
Cellular component (GO): Golgi membrane; trans-Golgi network
Molecular function (GO): serine-type endopeptidase activity
Source: RefSeq, a predicted model, not a curated record